CAUGUCUCUCUCUCUCUUCUAUAUAUCUCUCUCUCCAUUGGUGACAAACAAGUGCUCUGCCUAAAUCUCUCUGCAAUGGCUUCAAGUACAACAGAAAUAGUCCACGAGUUUCAGCCCUUCAUCCGAGUCUACAAAGACGGUCGAAUUGAAAGAUUGUUGGGUAACGACGUGGUUCCUGCAUCAGUGGAUCCCGACACCGGUGUUCAAUCUAAAGACGUCGAAAUUGCACCGGAGAUAGGUGUAGCCGCCAGGCUUUUCUUGCCCAGAAACGCCAACCCACACCACAAACUUCCUCUCCUAGUCUACUUUCACGGCGGAGGCUUUCUCGUCGAAAGCGCCUUCUCUCCAACGUACCAUAACCAUCUUAACGCACUUGCCGCAGAAGCAAACGUUGUUGUAGUUUCUGUGAAUUACAGGCUUGCCCCAGAGCACCCUCUCCCUGCAGCUUACGAAGAUUCAUGGGUCGCGAUCCAAUGGGUUGCUUCCCAUUUCAAAGGAGAUGGCCAGGAGCCAUGGCUGAAGGACUAUGUUGACCCCCAACAUGUAUUCUUCGGAGGAGAUAGUGCAGGUGGUAACAUAGCACACAACAUGGGCAUGCGGGUCGGGUCAGAAAAACCGGAAGGUAUCAAUCUUGUCGGGUUGGUUUUAAACCAUCCAUUCUUCUGGGGUGAAGAACCAAUUGGCAAUGAAGCUGCUGAAUCCAAUUUCCCCAAUAAAGCCUUCGUUGAUAACUUGUGGCGGUUAGUGAACCCGUUGACGGUUGGUUCGGAUGACCCGUUUCUGAACCCGGCUCUCAAUCCGGAGCUUUCAAGCCUAGUGUGUACGAGGGUUCUGGUUUGUGUUGCUGAGAAAGAUAUAUUGAAAGAUAGGGGUUGGUAUUACAAGGAGCUAUUGGACAAAAGAGGGUGGAAAGGAAAGGUAGAGGUUAUGGAGGCCAAGGGGGAGGACCAUGUCUUUCAUUUGUUUAAUCCCACUUGUGAAAAUGCUUUGGCUUUGCUCAAAAGAGUUGCUUCUUUUUUGAAUCAGGACAAAGCCUAGUGGUUAUCUUCUUGUAAGUCUUUUCUUUUCAUAUCCCAAGUAAACCUUCAAUAAUGGGAAUCCACUUACUAGUAUGGAUUCAUAUAAAUUGAACUCGAAAGACGUGUAAACACCUACAAACUAUAGUUAUCGAGUUUCUUGUUGAAAUACUUUUUUCUCUAAUUUAUUAUGAUAUUUUAUCU
Molecule: messenger RNA, 1220 nt
Organism: Ilex paraguariensis (yerba mate)
Lineage: Eukaryota; Viridiplantae; Streptophyta; Magnoliopsida; Aquifoliales; Aquifoliaceae
Source: the annotation of a GenBank genome assembly